AGGUAUCGUUGCUGUUCCACAGCGUUCCACGGUUAGGGCCAUUUUUGGUAAUUCUCGCCGGUGGCAGUGUGUGGACCAGAUUCCACGUAUCAAUUAAAACUGUUUAUAAAUAAAUACAUACAAACUAAAAACGGCAUACACUUGCUCAAAAGAAACGGAGAUAAAUUGCGUUCGUUCUUCCACUGGGUUUCUUUUCCUGCCAAUUCCCUGAAAUUUCACAAGGCAAAAGAGGGCGAGACAGGAGAGACGGUGAUACAACAUGGAUGAGGAAUAUGACGUGAUCGUUUUGGGAACCGGACUCACCGAAUGCAUCCUCUCUGGGAUCAUGUCUGUGAAUGGAAAGAAAGUGCUGCACAUGGACAGGAACCCCUACUAUGGAGGUGAAAGCUCCUCCAUCACCCCUCUGGAAGAGCUGUACAAGCGCUUUGAGCUGCCUGACAGCCCUCCAGAGUCUAUGGGUCGUGGAAGAGACUGGAAUGUGGACCUCAUCCCCAAAUUUCUAAUGGCCAAUGGUCAGCUUGUGAAGAUGCUGCUAUACACAGAGGUGACAAGAUACCUGGACUUCAAAGUAGUGGAGGGUAGUUUUGUGUACAAGGGAGGAAAAAUCUACAAAGUGCCCUCAACUGAGACUGAGGCACUAGCUUCAAAUCUUAUGGGUAUGUUUGAGAAGAGAAGGUUCCGGAAAUUCCUAGUGUUUGUGGCUAACUUUGACGAGAACGACCCUAAGACCUUCGAGGGCGUCGACCCCAAAGUCACCACCAUGAGAGAUGUGUACAAGAAGUUUGACCUUGGUCAGGAUGUCAUCGACUUCACUGGCCAUGCCCUGGCCCUCUACAGGACAGACGACUACCUUGAUGUGCCCUGUUUGGAGACCAUCAACCGCAUCAAACUGUACAGUGAAUCCCUGGCCCGAUAUGGGAAGAGCCCCUACCUGUACCCCCUCUAUGGCCUCGGGGAGCUGCCUCAAGGAUUUGCCAGGUUAAGUGCAAUUUAUGGAGGAACCUACAUGCUCAACAAACCAGUGGAGGAGAUAGUAAUGGAGGAUGGCCAUGUGGUGGGAGUGAAGUCUGAGGGAGAGGUGGCUCGGUGCAAACAGCUGAUCUGUGACCCCAGCUACAUCCAGGACCGAGUGCGUAAGGCAGGUCAGGUGAUCAGGGUCAUCUGUAUCCUCAGCCACCCCAUCAAGAACACCAACGACGCCAACUCCUGUCAGAUCAUCAUCCCUCAGAACCAGGUCAACCGCAAGUCAGACAUCUACGUGUGUAUGAUCUCCUACGCCCACAACGUGGCGGCCCAGGGGAAGUACAUCGCCAUCGUCAGCACCACCGUGGAGACCAGUGAGCCUGAGGCUGAGAUAGAACCUGCUCUGGAGCUGCUGGAGCCCAUUGACCAGAAGUUUGUGUCCCUCAGUGACCUCUAUGAGCCCACAGAUGACGGUACUGAGAGCCAGAUAUUCGCCUCGUCGGCCUACGACGCCACCACUCACUUCGAGACCACCUGCAACGACAUCAAGGACAUCUACAAGCGUAUGACAGGCAGCGACUUUGACUUUGAGAACAUGAAGCGCAAACAGAACGAUGUGUUUGGGGAGGAUGAGCAAUGAGGAGGGAGGAGCAUCAGGGCAAGGGAGAGGCGGAGAGAGGAGUGAGAAGGAGUUUUUAAUAGAAAAGAGGCCAUAUGAUAGAGGGUAGGACAGUACAAAGAUAGGGCUAGGGCACUGUAGGGGCAGGUUACUAAGCAGGGUACUGUAUUUGGGAGAUAGUGGGGGAGUCUGAGUAAGUGAAGUUUCUAGGUAGUGGGUGGUGAUGGAUCUAGGGAGUUCUAGGAGGUUCUAGGUUCCGUGGGUGUGGUUCUGACUCCUUUUGCUCAUGUCCCUCCCUUUCCUGAGGUCUCCGUACUCAAACACAUUUAAAGCACUCACACACACACACACACACAUCGUUCCAAGACUCACAUUCCCUAUAUCUAUCUAUCACUGAAAAGCAGGGUUGAUAUGGUCUUUCAUUCCAUUUUCGAUGAUCUAUAAACUACAUGUCUAAACUAUUAUCAUUAGAGGUUGACUGAUCCAUUGUUGUGGCAAAGUCUGUUUCUCAUAUCAAGGUCAAUGACAUUGCAAGAAUGUCUGAAUUCUGAUGUAAAAUGAAGGAAUGACUAACUGUAGAAAAUGCAGAAAGUUUGAAUUGGAAACUGUUUUUGAAAAGACAGUUUAGUCAAAAAUAGGGAUUUGACUCUGCUCUGGAUGUGUCACCUCUAAUCGACAUGCAUGCAUAUUUUACACAUAGUAGGAUUGUACAUAGAACAUGAUGACACAGCAGCGCUCUGAAGGCUGGGCCAUUCUCACACUGAUCAUUCCAUCCUGUCAACCCUGCUUUCACUCUCGUCUAACUUACUGGUCUGUUACCCAUCAUACUUAUUUACAUAGAUGGCUCCUUUUUCAGCAAAUAGCUCUCUCGGUCAGACAAAAUGUUUAAAAAUGAAAAGUUAUUAAUAUAUCAAUGGGCUGUCUGUCAAACUGAUAGUGCUCACUUUGCAGUGCUGUUGUGUUCCCUGUGCUAGCAGACAAGCUAACCGGUGGCUAACUGUUCUGUUGUCCCUAAAACCACGUUUUGUUUCUCUGUCUGUUGUGUGACGUCAAAGAUACAGUUUGAAUGGUUUACGUUUUUCUAUUUACAUCGUUAUGAGUUUUAUUUCGUAAUAUUUGGUGCACAUUUUCACUUGCUGAAGUUAUGAAGUUUACUGAAUUUGAAAUGGAAACAUGGAAUGAUACUCUGAAGUGGACUUCAUGAGGUCAAACACUGAUAAGGUCAUUUGUGGUGUAGAAAAGCGAGAGAGGUUAGGCAUGUUGGUGAGGUUUUAUGAGUAAGUAUGGAAGAGUUUGUCGUGGAAUGAGAGAGUUUUAAUCAAAAGGGAGGUCAGAUCAGAUCACUACAUGUUGAGAUGAGAUGAAGGCGCCAUGGUGAUAAGAACCAAUGUAGCUAGGGAAUGUCGCAGACUUGAGAUCAGGAAAGUGUCACUUUUGUGUUAAAGAAGGCAGACUGAACUCUCGGCUUGUAGUGAAAGGAAGCACCAGAUCAUGUUAUGAUCUAACCCUUGUUGUGUAUGUCCCACAGAGAGACUAAUUCCCUUUGAACUCCUGCCAGGCAACCUUACAGUAGCUAGUGGAGGGAAAAACUGACACUCCCAAAAUGUAAAACACUUAACAGGAUGCAGUAUUACAAAAAGUCAUGAGGCCAUGGUAUAAAGUGCCUCCCCAGAGUAUGAACCAAUAUGCUUUUACUUGGUUUUAGCCUUAAUUUGGGGUCUUAUUCAAUAUGUUCGGGUUCUCUAAAAAUGUGAUCAUUUCAUUAUAUUUAAAAACAAUGUAAUCUGCAGAUUAUUCCUGACCUUGGAGCGAUAUUGAUGUCAGUUGAUUGACUUGAUGCAGCAAAUGUCCUGUGUAUUUCAUGACUGCUAACUGUGAACAUUGUAUUUCCACUACUACCCACAUAGUCUAUUAUUACAUAGAGAUUGACUAGAAUUCUAAGAUUCUAUCUAUUCAUAUGGUAUAAUAACUCCUGUGGUUAUGUGGACUUGGCUGUGCCCUAUGUCAGUCUCCCCCAUUGUAGCUACCCUUAACCUCCAUUCUGUCUGACCCUUUGGAGUUAGCUGUGUUUUCUUCAUCUAUGUUUCCAUGCAUGACAUUGCUUUGAGGUUUGGAUCUGCAGCGUGGUUACUUAUUUACAGUACAGUACAUAUCAAUGGUGGGCAGCAAUGGUGGGCAGCAAACCUUACCCUUCAAACAUGAUUACAGUAACAUGGUGGAAGCUAGUGUGAAUGAUUGCCUAUCCCUUCCUGUAGUCCCUCCAUAACUAUAUCUCUAAACUACACAGUUAUCACAUGUUCGGGUGGCUUUAUGUGUCUUAUUAUUAUAAUGGUCUUUUUAUUUAUUUAAUUUCACUUAUUAAACUUGUUAUUGUGGUGGAAGGUUUAAGUGAAAUGCUGACUAUGCUUCUCUGCUAUUAAUUUGUUAUAUUAUCAUAACGAGACUGAUCUGAGAGUGACGCAUAUAUGCAGAUGUCAUUGUUUUUGCUUUGUUGUUAUUUACUGUGUCAUGUUUCACCUGAUUUAGUGGUUAUUAUUAGUGUUACAUGGGUUAAGCAUUAUUAACAGGUCUUAUAACAGGUUGGGAUGGAUAAUGGUAGGACGAUAGCAACAGUCUCUGGCCCACGAUCAUAGGGUUCAUUUCACACUUUUAACCUUUUUUAGACACAUUUCUACAGACUGUGCAGUUUACACUUUGUGUGAAUUUCAUUCUCGAAUCAUGUUAUCUUGGUGAUACUGGAAUAGUGUUAAGUUUACUCUGCAAGCUUAUCUAGUUAUAUUUGAACCUUUUUCCCUUCCUCACCACCAGAUGUUGUCUUCGCUUUUUUUAUUUAUUUAAACAAAAGCCUACAAUGUGGUUGUACUGUAUUAAUUUCAGAGUUUUUGCCUUUGACAAAUAUUAUAUUGAUAUCCCUUGACAUUGACGAAAACAUAGGUCAGUCUGAGUAGCAGACAACUUACAGCCCUUUGUUUGAUCACCAGUAUGUGAACAAUGCCUAAUAAUGUAUUGUGUAACAAACAAAUAAAAUGAAACUAUGAACGAAACGAUACAAAAAAAUUAAAAGCACAUGGCAAACCUGAAAAGUCAAA
Molecule: messenger RNA, 4671 nt
Organism: Salmo salar (Atlantic salmon)
Lineage: Eukaryota; Metazoa; Chordata; Actinopteri; Salmoniformes; Salmonidae
Product: rab GDP dissociation inhibitor alpha
Biological process (GO): protein transport; vesicle-mediated transport; small GTPase-mediated signal transduction
Cellular component (GO): cytoplasm
Molecular function (GO): Rab GDP-dissociation inhibitor activity
Source: RefSeq, a predicted model, not a curated record